This is a messenger RNA of Capronia epimyces CBS 606.96, 1668 nucleotides long. RefSeq lists its product as uncharacterized. The record is from RefSeq and is a predicted model, not a curated record. Lineage: Eukaryota; Fungi; Ascomycota; Eurotiomycetes; Chaetothyriales; Herpotrichiellaceae. The transcript has 3 exons. Gene Ontology annotation, molecular function: monooxygenase activity; oxidoreductase activity, acting on paired donors, with incorporation or reduction of molecular oxygen; heme binding. Bases 1 to 1668 code for a protein of 555 amino acids.
AUGGCACUGGUCGCGCUGGUCAUUGCACCUUUAUUCCUGUGCGCAUGCGUGCUCCUGGUCUAUCGCUCCUGGUCCGGGUCUGGGACGGUCAAGACACCGACACCGCUUGGCCACGGCCUGCGACGGGUGCCCGGCCCGCCCGGCCUGCCUGUCAUCGGUAACACUCUGCAACUCAAGCCGCAGCCGCAGCGGCAGUUGCAGGCCUGGGCGAGCCAGUACGGCGAACUGUUCCAGAUCCAGCUGGGGUGGUAUAACUGGGUGUUUGUCAACUCGCCCGCCGCAGUCAAGGACAUCUUCGACAAACAGUCGGCCGUCACCUCGGGCCGCGUGCCCAUGCCGGUCGGCUCCGACCUGAUCUCGGGCGGUAAACGUUUUCUGCUGAUGAGCUAUACUCCGGAGUGGCGCAAGCUCCGCGCCAUUGUGCACAAGCUGCUGACCCCCAAGUCGUCCGAGCAGUUUCGCCCCAGUCAGGAGUUCGAGGCCAAGCAGUUGAUCCGGGAUAUAUGGGAUGACAACCGGCGCGGCGACCAUGAGAGCUUUUACAUGCAUAUUCGUCGCUAUACGACCUCGGUGGUCAUGACUUCGACCUAUGGAAGACGCAUUCCGCAAUGGAACUGUGAGGACGUUCGAGAAGUUUACGGCUUGAUGAAGGAGUUUUCCGACGCCACUGCCCCAGGAGUCUUCAUUGCAGACACGCUGCCGCCGCUGGCCGACGUGGUGCCGCAGCCGCUGCAGUGGUGGCGACGACAGGCGCUCCAAUACUACAACCGCCAGGCCCGCAUCUGGAUGAAGUACUGGACCAUCUUGCAGGAGCAAAUCCGCCAGGGCGUGGCGCCGGACUGCUUUGUGCGACAGUGGUCGGAAGGCGACUACAAGAAGCAAGGCAUCAGCGAGAUCCAAGCCGCCUUUGUAGCGGGGACCAUGAUCGAAGCCGGCUCCGAGACCACCAGCUCGGCCCUGAACAGCGCGGUGCUCUACCUCGCCGCGUAUCCCGAAGUGCAAGCUCGCGCACACGCCGAGUUCAGCCGCACGAUCGGCGACCAUCGGUCCCCGACGUUCGACGACGAGCCCUCCCUGCCCUACAUCCGGGCGAUGGUCAAGGAAAUCCUGCGCCUGCGGCCCGUGACCAACAUCGGCACGCCGCACUUCACCACCGCAGACGUCGUGUACAAGGACUACCUGAUCCCCAAGGGCACCGUCGUCGCCGUCAACCAGUAUGCGCUGCACUACGACCCGCGGCGCUACGACCGACCCGACGACUUCAUCCCCGACCGCUACCUCCACCACCCGCUGAAAGCCGGUGCCUAUGCCGCCCACCCGGAUCCGUUGCAGCGCGACCAUUUCGGCUUUGGGGCCGGCCGCCGCAUCUGUCCCGGCAUGCACCUGGCCGAGAACAGCUUGUUCAUCACGCUGGCCAAGAUCCUGUGGGCCUUCCAUGUCAAACCGUGUCUCAGGCCCGACGGCGGCGAGGAGGUGCUGGACGUCUCGGAUGACGCGUAUGAGAACGGCGCCAAUACCCUUCCCAAACCCUUCAGAGUGCGCUUUGUGCCGCGGAACAAGGUCGUCGAAGCCACCCUUGUCCGGGAAUGGAGCCAGGCUGAGGCUGAGGGCUACUAUUUGGGGAAUGUCAAGGUCAAGGAUGACGCCCACACUCAAGGUCAAAGAUGA